This is a messenger RNA of Argentina anserina (silverweed cinquefoil), 1847 nucleotides long. Its product is annotated as (-)-germacrene D synthase-like. NCBI's taxonomy places the organism in Eukaryota, Viridiplantae, Streptophyta, Magnoliopsida, Rosales, Rosaceae. Bases 6 to 1700 code for a protein of 564 amino acids. Gene Ontology annotation, biological process: diterpenoid biosynthetic process. The record is from RefSeq and is a predicted model, not a curated record. Gene Ontology annotation, molecular function: magnesium ion binding; terpene synthase activity. The transcript has 7 exons.
ACAAAAUGCCUCUUCAAGUUUUAAUUACUUCUCAAGCUCAAAGCCCAAAUGCUGUUUCUGAUGUUAAGCGACGUUCAGCUAAUUAUACUCCAAGCAUUUGGGGUGACCAUUUUCUCUCAUAUGCAGGUUCUAUGAAAGUUGACACUAAACUUGAGCAACAUAUCCAAGAACUUACAGAAGAAGUCAAAAGGAUGCUAAUGGCUCCAGUUAACAAGACUUCAGAAAGUUUGGAGAUGAUUGAAAACAUUCAGCGUCUAGGCAUGUCUUACCUUUUUGAUCAUGAGAUCAGUGAAAUAUUGAGACAGAUUUACAAUGGUUACUACGGUAGUGAAGUUCUGAAAAAUGAUGCUGAUCUAUACACUGCCGCUCUCUGUUUUCGAUUGCUCCGACAGCAGGGCUACAACGUUUCCUGUGACAUGUUUAACAAGUUCAAGGAAAGUAAUGGGACUUUUAAGGAAUCUCUGAAGAGUGAUGUAGUAGGACUGUUAAGUUUGUACGAAGCCACUCAUCUUAGGGUUCAUGGAGAGGACAUUCUUGAUGAGGCACUAAGCUUCACCGGGUCUCUUCUCGAGUCUGCAGUGCACCGACUGAGCUCCCCGUUAUUGAAACAAGUAACUAAUGCCUUAUAUCAGCCACUUUGGAAGGGCUUUCAAAAGAUAGAAGCAAGGCAUUUUUUGUCCAUCUAUGAGGAAGAUGAUUCACAUAAUGAAACUCUGCUCACUCUUGCAAAGUUGGAUUUUAACCGUCUGCAGAAAGUGCACCAGAAAGAACUGAGUGAAAUUACAAGGUGGUGGAAGGACUUGGACUUUGUAAACAAGCUACCUUUCGUAAGAGACAGGGUAGUUGAGGCCUACUUUUGGGCUUUAAUAGUCUAUUUUGAACCUGAAUAUGCCUUUGCUAGGAUGAUAUUAUGCAAAUACGUUUGCCUGGCAACAACUGUUGAUGACAUUUAUGAUAUCUACGGAACAUAUGACGAACUGGAGCUCUUUACUGAAGCUAUUGCGAGAUGGGACAUUGCUGCUAUCGAUCCUCUGCAAGAUUAUAUGAAAGUGUGCUAUGAGGCGCUGCUGAAUGUGUACGGUGACUUUGAAGAAAAGCAUGCAGAAAAGGGAGACUCAUAUCAUGAUUGCAUCCAUUAUGCGAGAGAAGCAUUCAAAUAUCAAACUAGAGCUUACUUCCAGGAAGCCAAAUGGUUAAAGGCGAAAUACACUCCAACAAUGGAAGAAUAUAUUUCAGUAGAAGGCAAUGCAUCCUUCUUUACGAUGGCAACCACAUCCUUUCUUGGAAUGGGAGCUCUCGUUACAAAAGACUCCAUGGAUUGGGUGUUUAAUGACCCCAAGAUCUUGAAUGCCGCUUCUGUAAUUGCCAGACUCCAGAAUGACAUGGUUGGCCAUAAGUUUGAGCAAAAGAGAGAACACCAUGCCUCAUCUGUGGAAUGCUACAUGAACCAAUAUGGUGUCACAGAAGAAGAAGCGAAAAUCGAGCUAACGAAGAAAGUCUCUGAUUCAUGGAAAGACUUGAAUCAAGAAUGGCUCGAUCUCCACUCCAAUGCUACUAUCCCCAGGCCUCUACUGCUGAUAAUUCUGAAUCUUGCACGUUCUAGUGAACUUCUAUACAAGCAUGAAGAUGUGUUCACACAUCCUAAAUCAUUGCUCAAGGGUUUUGUAGAUUCUCUCUUCAUCGAACCCGUGCCUGUAUAAGUGAGCCUAAAACAUCAGACUAGCUAACUAGCUAGCUAGCUAGCUAGCUUGUUGAAUUUGUCAUUCUCUGUACGUGUAAUAAUAUGUACGUCCUCUAAUGAAGUUAGUUUAAGAGGCUGGCUGUGUUUGCAGUUAGCGAAGCGUUUG